Fusarium coffeatum is the source of this 690-nucleotide messenger RNA. RefSeq lists its product as uncharacterized. The coding region runs from base 1 to 690 and encodes 229 amino acids. Gene Ontology annotation, cellular component: mitochondrion. The record is from RefSeq and is a predicted model, not a curated record. Lineage: Eukaryota; Fungi; Ascomycota; Sordariomycetes; Hypocreales; Nectriaceae. The transcript is spliced from 3 exons.
AUGUACUCCAGAAUGUAUGGUGAUAAUAUCAAAUUCAACCCUCAACUUGCCGCUGCGAUAACUGCAGCAACAAAAGCGAGUAUCCCAAAGAAUUUGAUUGAGGCUGCAGUCGCACGAGGCCAGGGUCGCUCAGCCACAGGCGCCCAGCUUGAAUCCAUGUCUCUAGAGGCUCUCAUGCCUCCUGAUAUAGCAAUGGUUGUCGACGCUGAAACAGACAAUAAGACCCGCACUCUUCACGAUCUACGCCUUGUUGUGAAGAAAGCUGGUGGCAUCGUCGGAUCCACCACAUUUUAUUUCACAAGGCGUGGCCGAGCCGUUUUCAAGGCCAAGGAAGGCGGACCUACGCUUUCCGAGGUUCUAGAUGAAGCAAUUGAGCACGAAGGGCUUGAGGAUGUGGAGGAGCUACCAGAGGGCGACUUCUUGGCUUGGACACAACCAAACACUCUAACAUCGAUCACUGAAGCUCUAUCCAACAAGUUCGAGCUUGAGAUUUUGGAUUCCGAUAUCGUCUGGGCUCCCAAUGAGGACACCAAAGUUAGUAUCGACACAUCCAUGCAGGCUGAUUCUCUCGACGCUCUGUUCAAUGGACUCAAAGAAUAUCCCGAAGUCAAGGCUAUAUAUGCCAAUGUACGACAGGGGACCGUGGGAGACGAAGAGUGGGACAAGAUUGAAAGAAAUUUGGAUGUAUAA